GGGGCUGCCAGGCAGAGGUGAACCCCCACGCCCCCAGGCCCCGCCCCACGGCUGGAGGCCCGAGUGGAACGGCAGGGGGCGGGGCGGCCAGGCCUGGCGGGCCCGUGGUUGGGCGUCCCGGCCGCCCCUUGAGGCAUGGGGCGGGGUAGGUGAGGACCUCCUCCCUCGUUCCCUCUCGGGCCGCGCCGCCCCUCUCGCCCGCCCCUCCUCCUCCCUUUCCCACCCCUCGGAGUGGAGCUGCACAUGCGGCUGCUCCCUGUUCUGUCCCGCCCAGCCACCGUCGCUCAGGAACGGGUCCCUGCAGCCCCCAGCCGAUGGCAGGACAGUAGUCGCCUGUCAGGGGUCGUGAAGGACUGAGGCAGAGGCAGUGGCUCCCGGGCCUCAGAUAGUGGUUGUCUCUGGAGGCCAUGGGCUACCCUGAGGUAGAGCGCAGGGAACCCCUGCCUGCUGCAGCGCCAAGGGAGCGGGGCAGCCAGGGCUGCGGCUGUCGCGGGGCCCCUGCUCGGGCGGGCGAAGGGAACAGCUGCCGGCUCUUCCUGGGUUUCUUUGGCCUCUCGCUGGCCCUCCACCUGCUGACGCUGUGCUGCUACCUAGAGUUGCGGUCCGAAUUGCGGCGGGAACGGGGAACCGAGUCCCGCCUCGGUGGCCCGGGUGCUCCUGGCACCUCUGGCACCCUAAGCAGCCCUGGGAGCCUCGACCCUGUGGGUCCCAUCACCCGCCACCUCGGGCAGCCGUCCUUUCAACAGCAGCCCCUGGAACCAGGAGAAGAUCCACUCCCCCCUGACUCCCAGGACCGGCACCAGAUGGCACUCCUGAAUUUCUUCUUUCCUGAUGAAAAGCCAUAUUCUGAAGAGGAAAGUAGGCGUGUUCGCCGCAAUAAAAGAAGCAAAAGCGGUGAGGGAGCAGAUGGUCCUGUUAAAAACAAGAAAAAGGGAAAGAAGGCAGGGCCACCUGGGCCCAAUGGUCCCCCAGGACCUCCAGGACCUCCAGGACCCCAGGGACCUCCAGGAAUUCCAGGAAUUCCUGGGAUUCCAGGAACAACUGUUAUGGGACCACCUGGCCCUCCUGGCCCUCCUGGUCCUCAAGGACCCCCUGGCCUCCAAGGACCUUCUGGUGCUGCUGAUAAAACUGGAACUCGGGAAAACCAGCCAGCUGUGGUGCAUCUGCAGGGCCAAGGGUCAGCAAUUCAAGUCAAAAAUGGUGGAGUGCUCAAUGACUGGUCUCGCAUCACUAUGAACCCCAAGGUGUUUAAGCUACAUCCCCGCAGCGGGGAGCUGGAGGUACUGGUGGACGGCACCUACUUCAUCUAUAGUCAGGUAGAAGUGUACUACAUCAACUUCACUGACUUUGCCAGCUACGAGGUGGUGGUGGAUGAGAAGCCCUUCCUGCAGUGCACCCGCAGCAUUGAGACAGGGAAGACCAACUACAACACUUGCUAUACUGCAGGCGUGUGCCUCCUCAAGGCCAGGCAGAAAAUUGCCGUGAAGAUGGUGCACGCCGACAUCUCUAUCAAUAUGAGCAAGCACACCACCUUCUUUGGGGCCAUCAGGCUGGGCGAAGCCCCUGCAUCCUAGAUUCUCCCUUUCCAUCCUGCCCCAUGCCCCUGCCCCAGGUUUGGGAGCCAGGACUCCCAGAACCUCUAAGUGCUGCUGUGUGUGGAAUGAGGUAUAUUGCCGUUGCAGCCACAGAGAGAAAUGCUCCAUGCUAUUUAUUCCCCCGUGACUCCAGGAUGACAAGGCCUACAUGACUUCCCAGAAUGACCUUGAGUUGCCAGUACAGUUGAUGGAGCCCCAGGGUUUUCAAGAAGGAGAACCUUCUUAGGCUCCCUGUUGACUGGCUUAUGGUGACUCCUCAACCCCUAAGUCCCUCAUCAGAUGUAUCAUUUGUUGCACUAAAAUGAGGAUCCAAGAUAGUAGGCCACAAAAAACAAAGGUGCACUCCAGAUUCUAGUGCUGAUGGGGGCUGCUUCUUCUCUCCUGGCUGCGGGUGGCAUUGGGUUGUAACUUAAGGAGAGGGUCAAGUCAGAAGAAGGCAAGUCCUUGUGGCAAAGACCUGGGCAAUAACCUGCCAAGUAUGUAUCCUUGGUGGAAGAGGCAUUCUUGCUGCAUUGCACUAGAACCCACUAGAGGCUCAAAGAGAACUUCCCACUAAGGCCGAGGGGUAUACUGUGGCAGCUUGCUGGACUCCAGAGCCAGGAACUUUGCUUUGCCUUGGAAUCAUUGCAGGAAUGGCCUCAAGCCUGCCUAUGUAAGAAGCUGAAUCUAUAUUCGGGGCCAUAUGUGUCUCACUGUGUUUACAGCUAUGGUCUGCUCUCAGAAAACUACCUGGAGUCUUCCUGCCUGUCACCCUCCCCAGACUGACUAGAAAUCAUAUCUUCUUUCUCCACAGUGCCUACCUCUGUUUGAGACAGGUGCUUCAUGGUGUAUUCUUGGGCACAAAGAAUUUUCCACUGAUUAGGCAAUACAAUUAUUAUUCAUCUAAUUCUAAUAAAUUGUGUCUGAGAGCAGGUGAUUAAACUGGAUAACUUCCAAAAGCCCCUUAGAGUUUGAAUAUAGGUGGCGCCCAACAUUUGCCUGCCACAGUAGAGUUCAGAAUUCCCGAAUCAUAUACUCCCUUGGACAUCAGCAAAGCAUAGUUUUUCUACCUUUCUGGGAGGAAGGGGUGUGGGGAUAGAACAGGAAAUGUUGUACAUGUUUGUUGAAACCCAAGAUCUUAUCUGGAAGAACAGCAGGCAAUGGCCCACUAGCCCAGUCUUUCUGUGCUGCUCUCCUAGAGCCAGGCUCAAGAGAAACUAUCUGUCUAGCUAUUGAGCAGGGCUCUGACACCCACUUUAGAUCCAAAGGCACCUCCACCAAUUUUCCUGCAUGGUCAUAUGCUAGAUUUGUGAGCCUUCUUUCCAGUUGCCUAGCUUCAGGUUACCAGGCACAGCCCAAAGCUAGAGGGAUCAACCUUGUCCAGCCUGUACCUCUUGCUCCUGAAGUGUAUUUUUUUUUGAAGAGAUGGGAAAUACAUCCCUGAAAUUCAUCAGAAAUAUCAGGUACUGAUUUCUCAGCUGUACCUCCAUUUCCACAUUGCUUGGUAGGCCAAGGGUCCUUUAUCUAAUGCUGAUUACAGACAGCCUUAGAACCAGAACAACCAGAAAUGGCAUCAACUUUAGACAUGCAUCUGACCCUGGAGGCCUUGACCAUUCAGCAGUGGUAGCAAGAACUAACAGACCCUCUCCUUAAUAUUUGAAGGUUACUUCCUCUUAAUUUCCUUUGAAGAAGAUGGGGCAGAGAAUAUCACAGUUAGCAUUGUAGAUGUAAGGCUGGGAGAGAAAGUGCUUUCACUAAGAGCUCACCUGUAAGUCACAGACCUUAGCUCUUAGAGAGGUCUGACUCCUAAGCUAGUGUCUUACCACACACAACACUGUGUGGAAUUUGGGUCCAGAAAGGAAACUUAAACAUGAUCCCAUGAAACUAACCUCAUUGUGGAGUCCUAGGGAGAAACCUAGCAAUGCUCAAUUUUCAUUACUAUGGUACUGCCUAUUCUCUUGGCUGUCAUAGGCUCUGUGGAAGAAGUCUUAGGUGUUUUCUAACCCUGAACAUAACUCUGGGACCCACAGAUCUGGUAGUCUUCAUGACCUUUCAACCAUCUGAUAAAAGCAACAGCCAUCACACAAGGAGCUGCUACGUGGGGCAAGGUCUUCUGUCUUCCAUUCCUGACCCUAGAUACUAGUUCCGGGAGCCAGCUUGCUCCCUGGUGUCAAGUGUGACUCCUCCCCUCCUGCCAUAUUACAAAUAUCUCGAUGUUGCCAGAACAUCUUCUUCAAGCUGAUGCUGAGAGGGAAAACCUGAGAGGACCACUCUAAAGCCAGAUGGUUCCGGGAAAAUGGAGGAAGGUUCCUAACUGAGCCUCUGCAGGACAUAUCAACCCGAUCAUAUGCUCUGUGAUGGAGAUCAUAGGAGAAGCAAGUUUCUCACUGUACUUUCUUCAUUCUGAACCCCCACAAGGAGCCCCAGAAGAAGAGGGUGGGGGGAAGGGAAUAGUAGAGAGUGCAGGGCCUGCUGUGCUGUGGUCAUUGGCAAGUAAUGAAGCAUUUGCUGACAGGAGGAUAGGGAUAUAGAUUUACAGUUUGGGAUUGUCGUGAUGUGAAGUUAUCCCAAGGCUAGCAUAGAGAACGGGAUGGGGGCAUGUUUGUGUAAGCAGAUGACAUGUUAGAAGGAAAAUUGCACAGUGGGAUCCUCUACCAGCUGCUUGAGCUUCAAAAGCCAAGUUGAAACAAAAUUGUACCUGCUAGAUGUUCUUGGCUAUUGGCUCCCUGGAAGGUGUAUCAUUUGACUUAGUCACCCCUGGAUCCAUCCUGAGCCUAAUCUCUUCAGCUUAGUAAGAAAAGACUAAGAACCCUAGAGACUAACAAGGGCUUUGGUCCUCAUAUGAGUGCUUACGUUUUAUGUGGAUGCAAACAGAUGUAGAGAAAUUUUUGACCUAGAAAGACUUUUAGGGGGAAUGCAGCCCAACCUACAUCACAUCCUGUUACUCAUAUGCAAUUGAUGUCCAGACAGGGAAACUGGCCCACCUAGGACAGUGUAGGCAGGCCCCAACCUCCAUACUCAGCAGUAGAAGGAGGCAGAGCAGCCGGUCCCAUGGGGCCUCCUCUUUCAAACACCCACAGACUCAAAGGUAGAAGUGUUUUUCUCCCUUCGGGAGCCUGGCCAGGCAGGGAGUGUGGCUACAGUCUCUAUCAGAACUUGCCUCCCCACACAUAGUCCCCCAAGAUAUUUGUGCACCUCCUGCCUCUGGGCUGCAAGCCCUAGGCUGGCUCUGAACCAGUUUUUAGGCCUCCCUAGUGUUCCCUGAGGUCCCACCUUUGCCAGGGCUCUCCCUGGGCCAUGCCUACUACAGAAUCUGAUUUUUCUUACUUCAUUUCAGGGCUCUCUCCAGGAGAGGAUGAGGUGUGUCAUUUCUUUAUUCAAAAAGCUUCCAGCUAAUGGGGGUAAGAAGAGAAUGGCCUGGAGCAGGCCCAAUGCUGCUUUGGGGGAGUCAGCAUCCUGUGUGAGAUACUGUGUAUAUAAACUAUAUAUAUAAUGUAUAUAAACAGGGAUGUAAGUUUGUAUAAAUUAAUGGUUUAUUCUUUGCAAAUAAAGUGCUCCCUUCUCCA
This is a messenger RNA of Rattus norvegicus (Norway rat), 5140 nucleotides long. NCBI's taxonomy places the organism in Eukaryota, Metazoa, Chordata, Mammalia, Rodentia, Muridae. The record is from RefSeq and is a predicted model, not a curated record.